CGUGGCACAGAAUAUUGGUGGUCAUGCUCAUUCGUAUGGCCCGAUUUUUGUCUCAUAACCCAAUUUCCAUGGCUUCGUUGUACCGAACCCAAAUUUUAAGAUUUGUACCCCUGAGCUCGUUCAUCCAGCAAAAUGGAAUGUCGCAGUACCCCAACUAUUACGUCCAACCGGUGUAUAAGAAAGAGACGCAGGAAGAGCUUACUAAAAGCGGCGAAUUGUACAAAUACACUCACGUACCCACGAGGGCGGCAUUAAACGAUCAGACCAGUUCAGCGUCGAACGAUCCAUUAGUGAAUUUGUUCAUCAAUUAUGUGAUGAAGGAUGGGAAAAAAGUGCUCGCGCGAUCGGUGAUGGAAAAAACGUUCGAGAACGUGAAACGGCUGCAGCUCGAGCGGUACCACAAGUGUGAAAAUCCGGAAGACAAGGAGAAAAUCGAGCUGAACCCCAAGACGAUCUUCCACAGGGCCGUGGAGAAUUGCAAGCCGAUUCUCGCACUCUCGCCGAUCAAACGAGGCGGCGUCAAAUACCAGGUACCUGUCCCGAUCACGGCAAAAAAGGCACAGUUUAUGUCCAUGAAAUGGUUAAUCGAGGCCGGCAAGGACAAGCACCACGAGGUCCGGUUCGCCCUUCAAUUGGCGAGGGAGCUAAUAGACGCCUCCAACAACAAGGGCCGCGUUAUCAAACGGAAACACGAGUUGCAUAAGCAGUGUGAGGCGAAUCGUGCUUAUGCCCAUUACCGCUGGAGUUGA
Molecule: messenger RNA, 749 nt
Organism: Cylas formicarius (sweet potato weevil)
Lineage: Eukaryota; Metazoa; Arthropoda; Insecta; Coleoptera; Brentidae
Gene: mRpS7
Product: small ribosomal subunit protein uS7m
Exons: 4
Coding region: 24-749 (241 amino acids)
Biological process (GO): ribosomal small subunit assembly; translation
Cellular component (GO): ribosome
Molecular function (GO): mRNA binding; rRNA binding; structural constituent of ribosome
Source: RefSeq, a predicted model, not a curated record